Molecule: messenger RNA, 678 nt
Organism: Hydatigera taeniaeformis
Lineage: Eukaryota; Metazoa; Platyhelminthes; Cestoda; Cyclophyllidea; Taeniidae
Source: the annotation of a GenBank genome assembly
AUGACUCGACAGUUUCAAGUGUACCUUAAUCCAUCAGUCUCUUCAAUUACUUACAGCUGCGUCCAUUGUCGUGCACAUCUUGCUGAUCAUAAUGAUCUCAUCAGCAAGGCAUUCCAAGGCAGUCAAGGGCGUGCCUAUCUCUUUGACAAGGUAGUUAAUGUUAAGUCAGCGAGUGCGGAGGAUCGUCUUUUGCUAACUGGUCAACACCGGGUGGCCGACUUACACUGCGCCGGUUGCAAUUCUCUCCUUGGAUGGAAGUACGAGCGCGCUUUUGAAGUCAGUCAGCGCUACAAGGAGGGGAAGUACAUAAUUGAACUGGCACAUCUGAUUAAGGAAAACCGGUGGACGGAGUCCUGUUUGCCUUCCUCACCCUCUUCGGGCUAUCAAAGUGGUGAAGCCACAUCGCCCGUCGGCCGACCAUCUUCGACUACGAUGGCUGCAGGUGGGCAGCGAAAUGAGGCCUUCACUGUGGAUAGUUCCGGUGACGAAGAGGCAGGGCUGUUGCCCUCUACUUCGACACAUCAGCAACGACAGCCUUCGUCGUCGGUCUCAGAGUGUAGCGGCACUCUUCGUCGCACCAUCGAACCUACUGCUACACCCGAUGUCACAUUUGAACAGACCUCACCACAGCUGAAUCCUGCCUACUUGAGGUGGAGCGAUCUGCCCCUGGUGAGUUAG